AUGUUGAUUUGUGUUUAAAACCCAGACUUCAUAAACAUAACUGUAACGCAUACUACUAAAAUUUUAUACAAUUUGGAAUAAUAGAGAAACUAUUUAGAUAGGUUGAUUCAAUAAAAUUAGAUAUUAAUCUUUGAAAGAAAUAAACCAAUGAGGAAAGCAUAAUUUUAAUUUGAUAGACAUAAUUCAGCAGAGAAUACUUUAUAUCUAAAUAAUACAAUAAUACAUGGUCUUUCAAUUUUAGUUUAUGAAUGCAAUCAUAAAGAAUUUGAGUUUUAAGUUCACAAAUAAUCUGCUAAAUGUAUUAAAGUUCUAAUUUAUAAGAGAUUAUUCUUUUCAAUAAAAAUAAAGUAUAAUCCAUUCUGGUAGAGAUGCCACGAAAUGAUUAGCAUAGUAAAUGGUUACUAAAUUCACCGAAACUUAAUGAAUCUUAAACAGUAAUACCUCCUUUGCCUAAUUAAAUUUGUAGAAACUUUGAAUUUUAACAAGGUUGAUGGAAAUUCUUA
This is a messenger RNA of Paramecium sonneborni, 503 nucleotides long. NCBI's taxonomy places the organism in Eukaryota, Ciliophora, Oligohymenophorea, Peniculida, Parameciidae. The record is from the annotation of a GenBank genome assembly.